ACAUUAUGAGUUCAAGUAUAAAUGCAGAUCUCUGUGCAACUAUUGAUAAAGUUAUUUUGGCUCAGAAAACAGCCAGGAAAAAUAGUGAUAAAUACAAUAGGCUCUGGAAGCAGCAAGAAGCGCUUAUGGAUGAAACGGAAAUUGAUAACACCGAAAGGUUUAACUGGAAGAAAGUCGCAAAUAGAGAUAAAAAAGGGUUAGGAGAAGCAAUGCAGUUCGACCAAGAUCGAGAUGAAAAUCCAGUUUUGGCGCUAGAUAUAAGCAAGCCAGAUCCAUGGUUUUUAAUGAAGAGGAACGACCUGAAAAAUUCUGGGAAUUGUUUUGAGGGCAGGUCCUCAUGCAGCUCCUUGUUCAAAUCUAUGGAUUGCUUAUUUUGCGAGAACAUAUUUACCAAAGAAUCAAUUGAAAGUUCGGCUGUAAUUGGUGCGUGCAAAUCAUGUGACUUCUAUUUCGACUUUACUUGCACGUUAUGCAGCAUUGGGUUCCUAGACCUUGAGUCGCGGGGCAAGCACGUUCGAUUCUGGCAUCCCAACUUCUGUUUCAUUUGUCAGGCUGGGUUCACCAGUGAUCUCUUAUCUGAAAACCAUGUGUUUGAAUGUCUUGCAGCUUGCGAGAAAACACGAAAAGGUAUGCUGACCAAAGUUAUGUUCGCGGAAGUUCCCGAAAAAAUGGCUGUUCAUUGUGAAAAAUGUGCUCUGAUUUUCGACAACGUGGAUCUUAAAUUAGGCCACAUGGUAUCAACGCAUCUAUACAAAAAAUGUGAAGUAUGUUACGGGGUUUAUGAAACUGAUAUGGAUUUGUUCAAGCACACUUUAGCGCGACACGUGAAUAUAAAGAAAUGUUCAUGUUGCCAAGUAGAGUUCGAAAGUGUGGUGGAGAGGGUGAAACAUACGAGGACUAUGCAUAAGGAUAGGUGCCCAUUGUGUCAGAAAGAUGUGUGUGAGGGUUACAGAAGACACGUAACAGUAUGUGCUGAUUUGAUGCCAAAGAGCUUCAAAGCUAUGUUUGAGUGAAAACACAGGCGAAGUGAAGUAGGAAAGUUAGAGAAAAAUUAGCAAGUUAAGUUAAGACGAAGCAUGGCGAACGACCGAGAUGAGAAAAGAAAGUAAAAGAACCUCUUUUGGUAUACAUGCUAAAAGAACUGAUGAAAAUGAUUUAGUUAAGUAGAACAUUUGGCUCUUCUACCAUCUCCAUGUCCUCCACCUGGUUUAAGUAUAAUU
Molecule: messenger RNA, 1220 nt
Organism: Symsagittifera roscoffensis
Lineage: Eukaryota; Metazoa; Xenacoelomorpha; Acoela; Convolutidae
Exons: 2
Coding region: 6-1013 (335 amino acids)
Source: RefSeq, a predicted model, not a curated record